Messenger RNA from Quercus robur (English oak), 2304 nucleotides. RefSeq lists its product as uncharacterized. The transcript has 4 exons. Gene Ontology annotation, molecular function: zinc ion binding. NCBI's taxonomy places the organism in Eukaryota, Viridiplantae, Streptophyta, Magnoliopsida, Fagales, Fagaceae. The record is from RefSeq and is a predicted model, not a curated record. Bases 1 to 2304 code for a protein of 767 amino acids.
AUGGCGAUAACAGAGGACAAACAUGUGAAAUUCAUGUUUAGUAAGAUGGACAAAUGGAAACAAGCAGCAGAUUUUGAGUUAUACGUCACUUUGGAGCCUCGUGCAGAAGUCGGCGUAGAGGACGAAAUUGUACAAACAACUACAUCUCUACAGUUUGCAGUCCUAGAUGAUCAAUGCACCACAUUGGGAGGCUAUACACCCCCUUUUCAAGAGACACCAGUAACAAUUGAGAUUCCAGUAGUUGAAGAUGAAGAUGAAGAUGAAGACGAAGACUGUUCUAGGGAAGAUGGUGAGGAUAGAGAUGAGUAUGAAGAGAGGAUUGACGAUGGUGACUUUGACAGGGGUCUUGAUGACCAUGAAAUUACUCACAUUCCUCAUGUUGAUGAUAUGGCUGAAUGUGAUGAAGAUGAUGAGGACGCUAAUGCUAGAGUUCAGCAUGUUACAAAUACGACCCUCGUUUAUGAACCUCCUGCCUCAUCAUUUUAUGAAAAUACUUGGGAAAAUAUGGUUGAUCCUGAAGUUGUUCAGCAAUCAUUUGGUUCUUGGAAUGCAGACAUGAAUUUUGCGAAAGGGUUGAUUUUUGCUAAUAAAGAUGCAGUGAGACGUGCAUUAACAAUUUACGCCGCAAAGCAUAACAGAAACUUUGUGACUAGUAGGUCGACCACAAGUAGACUGUCUGUGAAAUGCAGCGAUGAAUCAUGCAUGUGGUACGUUGGGGCAGUUGUGAAGCCUGAACUCGGACUAUGGAUGGUCACAUCUUAUAGGGGUCCUCAUAGUUGUAUGCCCCUUGCCACGGCCCUUGAUGGUAGAAUGAUGGAUUGUAAUUUUCUAGCAGAAGAAUUUGUUCCAUUGUUGAAAGAGAAACACACGACAACAAUUUAUCACCUCAGAUAUUUCAUUAAAGGGAAGUAUUAUGGGCAUAUUUUUUAUUACUAUAAGAUAUGGGAUGCGAAACAACGAGGUAUUGCAAAGAUAUUUGGGGAUUGGGAAGAGUCUUACGAAAGGUUGAAAAAGUUAUUGUUUGCAUACUGGGAUCAAGAACCUGGCACCCGUUUCUGGUUUCACACCAUACCCAGGGACGAGUUCGAUGAUACAAUAUUGCGCUAUAUAUUUUGGGCUUUCGCUCCAUGCAUUGCAGGAUUCAGACAUUGUAAGCCAGUGAUCAGUAUUGAUGGGACCCAUUUGUAUGGUAAAUAUCGAGGGGUGUUGUUGAUUGCAAUGGCCACCGAUGCCAACAACAAGGUUUUGCCUCUUGCCUUUGCCGUUGUGGACAAAGAGUCAGGGUCUAGUUGGGGGUGGUUUUUAGAACGCCUCAGGAAUGCACUGGGGGAUGUGAUAGCAGAUAAGGACAUCUUUCACAGAUAUUGCCUUCGACAUGUUGCUAGCAACUUCAACACGCAUUUUCAGGACGCCACUUUAAAGUCAUUAGCCUUGAAAGCGGGGUAUGCUACUAAGGAAUCAAAAUUUGAGCUGUACAUGCAACCUAUCAAGGAAGCUGAGAUCGAGGCCCUUAGGAAGAAACGGAGAACCGAGCGGCAGGAAAGUGAACCCGACUCAUCCAUCAUGCCAUACACAUAUCUAAUGAAUGAGGAUCUAGACAAGUGGACCCAACUACAUGAUGGUGGAUACCGUUAUGGGGCUAUGACAACCAAUGUCUCGGAGUGCUUCAAUGGAGUACUCAAAAGUGCCCGUGGCCUACCCAUUGCUGCAAUGGUUGAAUUCACUCAUUGCAAACUUGUUGCGUAUUUCCAUGAUCGACACAAAGAAAUUACUCAUGAGCUCUCAAAGGACAAGAAUGGUAUAUAUCAAGUAAUUACUUCAUACAACAUCUAUAGCUCUGGAGGGGGACACCAUAGUUAUGAAGUAAAUGUAAAGGCCAGAACAUGUGGUUGUGGAAAGUGGCAAAUUAGAAAGAUCCCUUGUUCACAUGCAAUUAAAGCUCUUCAGUACUUGGGGCAAGAUGUGACUGCAUAUAUUGACCCAUGUUAUAGUUUGGUGAACGCCAUUCACACCUACUCACAUGCAUUUGUGGUGCCAAAGUCAGAUUCAUUGUGGAGGGAUGUGGAUGGUCCAAAGUGGGUGCCUGACCCAAAACUGUUGCGGGGCAAAGGUCGACCUGUGGCGUCUAGGAUACGAAAUGAGAUGGAUGGGGUCCGGCGAGAACCGGGAAGCCGGAGGCCAGAUUCUGACUUGAGGGAGAUUCAGCAAAAGCAGAGCUGUGGACUGUGUCAUCAACAUGGGCAUAACCGUAGAAGAUGUUCGCUUUCCCGUGGGGCUUCGACAAGCAGUAAUAAUCCAAACUAG